AUGAUACCGAGGAAGAGGGUACCGCCAAGCUACUUGCGGGACUUUGCAACCGGAAAAUACCUAGAGGACAAGCUAGACGGUCUAGACGAAUACGAGGUCAACCGCCUGCAAUCCGAAGCGAGGAAGCCAGUGAGUUCGAUUCUUCCUUCGAAGAAGAAAAGGGGCCGACCGCGAAAAGUGAAACUACCCUCUACGGAGCCAACAACUUUGACGACUAUGACUCCGAUAUCAGCAGCGUCUACUCAAAACCGUCCAGACGACCCGAUGUUAAAUCAAGCGCUCGUAAAAGGAGGAGAAAUAGAUCAAUGGACAACGACAGUUUCGAAGAAAGUCAACCAGUUACGCGGCGUAAACGAGGAAGAAUUGAAGCGCCUAAACAAGUACGACAAAGGAAGCGAAAAAACAACGAUGGCUAUACUAUCACCAGCGAUGAUUUCAGAAAAUUCAGGGAUUCAAUUUAUGACACAACUCAUCGCAGCAAGAAACCCAAAAACCGGAGAGUUGAAAUUUCCUCAGGAACUGAUAGUGAACAAGUUUCCGACUUCAACGAUCAAGAUGACGGAUCUUCAACCGGGACUGGUUCAAAAAGCGCCGACGAAUCUCAGUACUCAACCGAUGAUAAUGACCAACGAAACGCCCGGAAUGGAAGAAAAAAUUCAAGAAAUCCAAGAGAACAAUCCGUCAUUGUCGAGAAUCCCGCGUACAACUUCAAUAAACGAAAGACAGAAAAAAAUCGGGCUCCCGCUGGACGAGUUAUUACAGUACGAAAACCCAAACAUGCCGGAAAAUCUGAAGAACUUCCAAAAUCCAGAAAAGGGGUCGAGCUAA
Molecule: messenger RNA, 828 nt
Organism: Oikopleura dioica
Lineage: Eukaryota; Metazoa; Chordata; Appendicularia; Copelata; Oikopleuridae
Source: the annotation of a GenBank genome assembly